CCACCUUCCACUCCCACAAUACACAGACCCAAGAAGAAAGCAAGAGGCAGCAGGCGGCCAGGCUCAGCUCCUAAGUUGUGCAGUUUCCUGAAGCCAAAUGGAAUGUGCCUGGUACCUUUGUGUCUGCAGCCUCCUCUGUGUCUGGCCUGCGGCAGCAGGACAUCCUUGCAGCAUUGACAGUAAGGGAUGGGCUGACUGCAGUGGAAAGAGCCUUCUACACACUCCAGAUUCCCUUCCUGGAAACAUCACCAGCUUGGACCUUUCCUUCAACUCCUUGGCAAUGCCCAGAAGUGGGACUUUCUUGAUACACUUCCCUUCUCUGCGUGCCCUAAACCUCUCCAACAACAUCAUUCCCAUGCUCUAUCCAGCAGUCUUCUCUAACCUCUGGGCACUUCAUCUGCUGGACCUGAACAGCUGUAACAUCUCCCACCUUCACCCAGAAGCUUUCCAGGGCUUGAGAAACCUGCACACGCUGCUCCUGAAAAACAAUAAGCUUCAGAUUCUGCAGCUGCCUGCGUUCCUAGCCUUUGGAGCCCUUGUCCAUCUGGAUCUGCGGAAUAAUGAUCUGCUCUCUGUGGAUGCACUAGUCCUGCAACGGAUGGAAAGAACCCAUCAGAUCCUGCUUCAGGGGAACCCCUGGGUCUGUAAUUGUUCCAUGUAUCCUUUCCAGCAAUGGCUACAUCAAAGACGAGGUGAGGGAAGGACUGAGGGCAGGGCUACCAUGGGUAAAGAGGAGGGACUUAAGCGUAAAUGCCCUGGAAGGGUUCAGGGAAGGAUUACAGGAGUAAUAGAUGUAGAAACCCUAUUUGGUCCCUUUUAUUCCGUCUCUUCUGAUUAAUGCAGGCUUAUUUCCAGCAGACUAUUUUCUAGGGUUUCUCUAAUCUUUUUUAAGGGACAUCAACUGAAAAAUCACUUUGAAAGUUUUUAUUUAUUGUGGUCACAAGUAAUGCCCAAGAUGCCUAGAAAUGAUGCAAAGGAGAAAAGGCUUUUUUUCAGUUUGGCUAAGAUUUUGGAAAAUGGGCACCUAAAGUUCACCUCCUAAUCCACAUUUAGGCAUCUGAAUAAAUGGCCAGAUUUCAAAAGUGCUAACCACUCAACCGCUCCUAUUAUCCACUUCAGUGGGAGCAGGACCUCAAACCUCAGAGCUCAGUUUUUGAAAUGGACUAGAUUUCACGGUGACGGUGUCCCUUUAACUGUUGACAUUUCUAUCACAAUGUGAGACCUUUUCUACACUACAAAUUAAGUUGACCUAUGUUAGGACGACAUGCAGCCACCACAAUAAUUACUGUGGUUUUUCAUGUCCACGCUACCCUCCUUCUGCUGAUGGUGGGUAUCCUCACCAGGAGUGCUUGCCCACUCCCCCCUCCCACCACAG
Messenger RNA from Terrapene triunguis (Three-toed box turtle), 1375 nucleotides. Its product is annotated as leucine-rich repeat-containing protein 26-like. The transcript has 3 exons. Bases 98 to 838 code for a protein of 246 amino acids. NCBI's taxonomy places the organism in Eukaryota, Metazoa, Chordata, Testudines, Emydidae. The record is from RefSeq and is a predicted model, not a curated record. Gene Ontology annotation, molecular function: protein binding.